Messenger RNA from Diabrotica balteata, 528 nucleotides. Lineage: Eukaryota; Metazoa; Arthropoda; Insecta; Coleoptera; Chrysomelidae. The record is from the annotation of a GenBank genome assembly.
AUGAUAUGUGAACAAACACCAAUUACUCCUACAUUUAAUGAGACCAAUCCCAACAUACCCGCUUCUUUUGAAUUUCAAACAACGCCGAUAACUAAACCUACGACCUCCAAACGAAAUUUAUCUGAAAUUGCAACACCUAACCCAGAAGAUACACCAGAUAUUACUAGUUCCUUAAACCCAAUAUCUUACUUUCCAACACCUGUUCCAAAAGUUCCAAAAAAAAAGUCGAAAGAUAAACCCUCAUUAGAAUUUCGAGGAUUGCCCCAAAAGAUAACCAAUUUUAUUGACAGUCACAAUCCCAAGUUCUCACUCGAUAGUCAACAAUUCACUGAUCUGUUAGAAAACACUUACGGUAGCAACAAUGCAUUAAGCAUUGCUAAAGACUAUACCGUACAUAUUACAUCUCGUAUAGAUAUGAUAAAUGAAAUACAUACCCAGGCUGAAGAUCGAAAUAUGAAAAUUAAAUGUAGUAGACCUAGUAAAAAAUUAACUAAACAACUGCUCGAACAUGUUGGUUCAUCUGACUGA